Molecule: messenger RNA, 4612 nt
Organism: Odontomachus brunneus
Lineage: Eukaryota; Metazoa; Arthropoda; Insecta; Hymenoptera; Formicidae
Gene: ZnT77C
Product: zinc transporter 1
Exons: 13
Coding region: 1894-3495 (533 amino acids)
Biological process (GO): zinc ion transmembrane transport; intracellular zinc ion homeostasis; detoxification of zinc ion
Cellular component (GO): membrane
Molecular function (GO): zinc ion transmembrane transporter activity
Source: RefSeq, a predicted model, not a curated record
ACAGUCUUUUGUGAGAAAUUCAUUCUUUAGCUUAAUUAAGCAUAAAAGACUAUAGCCCCCAUCCCCCCUGAUAGGGGGGUCUGGGGGGCGAAGCCCGCCAGUUACAUAGCUAGAGAUAGAUGUAGAGAGCGACGAUUUUGUCAGAGGAAAAAGUUAUUUGGCAUGCAAAAACGCGUCGAUUGAGCCUACUUUCAUCGAAAUCAGAGAUGAGGCCGCUAAACUGGAUAAUUACCUUUAUUUUUAUUUAAACAGUCCUGUUCAAUAAGCAACACAUUUUUCAAAAUAAAAAUGCUGCUAACAAAAGCCAAAUCACAAGAAGCAUGUAUUGUUUCUAGCAAAACAAUCACCGCCAGUUCUACAAGACUUUUGCAAAUUGGCCUUGGAUUAUCUGCAGAAGGGCAGAUGUUAAAGUGUACAGUGCUGCUGCUUGUGAGUAGUUGAUUGUUGCUACUUUCAAAACGUGACGCAGACUGACAAUCUCAACAUAUCAUGCACUAAAGUUAUUAGAAUUUUCUAAACAGAAGCUGAACAUUGAAUUGGUGUAAUUAAAAAUUCAGUUGAGGUUUGGUUAAUCUCUUGCUGGAAGCAAGCAAGCAAGCACAAGUUAAACAGAAGACUUGAGAUUCUCCUCUUCUUACAUCUCUGGCGCGAUCCCAAGCGCAUAUCGAGUUAUAAAGGGAUAACCAUGGAUCUCGAUUAUUACAUACGGAAGACCCGGGGAUCGUCUUAAGGAAGAAAGAAAGGAAGAAGGAAGGUGGAUAAUUGAUAGAGGGCGAUCUCCCGUUCCCCGCUUCUGUUCACCGUGAUAAUCCAUUCGUGUCUCCGAGGCGAACGAACGGAGACUACGGCAACGAUCGUAAUAAGAGGGUUAUACCAAGUCGGCGGGCAUGUCAUGAUCAUAACGAGCAUUCCUACGAUUUUAUUACGAAACUCAGAAUACCGUAGCAGUCGACUUUCUAUCAGCAUGGUCGUAAGAUCGCGCAGAUCACGCGUUGCGCUUCGAUCUAAGAGCGACGUGUUCGAUAAAGCGUAGACGAGCGUCUUGAUUAAAUCAGGUAAUACGACGAUACUCCGACUAGUCUACAUGUCAUUUAGAACGACGCGGAUACAAACCGCGCCGAUAUUUCCACGAGCAAUGAGAUUUAUAAUAACAAUAACAAUAAACUAAAGAGCGUUCGUCGUCAAUCGAGUUAUGUUAAUAUUUCAAUAUGCUUCUCGCGCCGGUAAUUAGCUUUCUCAGUGUCCAAGGCAAGAUUAAAUCGCACAUUGCUUUAACUUCCGCGUUCCUUUUGCGACUGUAUCGUCCGCUUUAUGUAAUUCAAGUCCUGCAGUUGUAUAAAAGUGUCUUUAUGGGCGGUAAAAGUGCGAAAAAAAGAAGAGAAGUUGUCUCUCCGUGGAUAAUAUAUUUCGUCUCACUUCGGAGAAAGUACAAGAAAACAUCCUUUGCAUUCGCUUCGCAGGCUCUUUCUCGCGAAUGGCGUCUGUAUGACGGUUUCGAUAUUAUCAGCUUAAUCGCCCAGAGUGGAUUCUCCUAUAUCGAAAAAUUGUUUUCCGACGAACCGGUCGCGGUCACUUUCGCACGUACGUAGAAAGUGCCGCGCUUGAUCCCGCGCGAAUUGAUCGUUGACGCGAGAUGACGAACUCGGCGCGAACGACGUUUAAUGAUGUAUGUAAAUAUAUAGUUCAACGUCUUCGCGUUUUUCUCGGCUCUAACAGCGAGCGGACGUCGCGAAGUUGGAAAGGAGGAUGGAUAGUUGCAUAUAUAAUAUCGUGUAACAUCCAUACGACGUGUCUGUUGCGUGGUCGUGAGGUCGCAGGAGCACAGAAGUCGAGAAUAUCCUCGUGAGCGAAACUGGCGAAACGCAAAAAGGACGAACAGGAAUACGGACGCUGAUGGAAGUCCGCGUAGAGAUCGGCGCCAACUCUUCGUCGACGAACUAUCGUUCGCACCUGAACGAGCGCUAUUGUUGGGAUAGGAUCAUGGCUGUGAAAGAGUGGUUCAGGAGGCUGCAGCCGGUCCAGCUGUACCUGGUGCUGUUCUUCACCAUGACUUUCUUCUUGAUCGAGAUCAUCGCCAGUCACGUGACCCAUUCGCUGACCUUGCUCCUCAACGCGUACCACAUGCUCUGCAACAUUGUGGCGCUAGUCGGAUGCAUCGCUUCGAUCAAGUACACCUAUCGGGAGAAGUACAACAGUAAUAGUAGCUCACUGAGGAACUCGGUCAUCUGCAUCAAUGGCGAGGAACAAGGCUCCGUCACGUCGUUGUCGACGAAGACGAAGGAAUCAUCGUCAGACAGGCGAAUGAAGAACACCUUCGGAUGGGCCAGAAUCGACAUCGUCACUAUGCUCGUUUGCUUCGUCUUCCUCGCCUCCUUUUGUUUCUCUAUACUGAUGGAGGCCUUGCAGACGCUUGUGCAUAUCGAUCAUUUGGACGAGAUGCACCACCCUUUGGCAGUAUUAUGCAUCGGCGCUUCCGGUAUUCUUCUGAACGCCUUCUGCUACAUCUUGAUCGGCGGGUUCACGUUCAAUCAGGGCAUCUUCCUGCACGUCACCAAAAGCGGAGAUGUGAUACUACGCAGAAAUGUGAGUUCACAAGAGGCGAAAGAGGGCGAGCAACAAUUGUCAGCGCAAACCAGACGAAGUCCGUUGGCGAUACCGAAGAGCCAAGGUUUUCGAGAAACAUGUCGCGACAUUUUCGGCUGCGUCUUUGUUAUAUUGGUGUCGAUCUUGGUUUACUUCACCGACUCCGGAGUAGCCAAGUACAUUGACCCGGUCUUUGCCAUUAUUUCGUCGGUCUUCUUGAUUGUUUUGUGUUACCCAUACAUGAAGGAAUCAGGCUUAAUUCUGCUGCAAACAAUUCCAAAUCAUAUAAACAUUGAUUCUCUCAAGAGAAAAUUGUUGGAAGCUUUCCCGGGCAUCGUAAACGUUCACGAUCUACACGUCUGGCAAUUAGCAGGGGAUAAAAUAAUCUCCACUGCACAUAUUAUAUUCUUAGAUCCGAAGGUUUACGCCAGCAUCAAAGAUCAAGUUACUGCCUUUUUCGUCGAAAUGGGUAUUACUCAGGUUACAGUCCAGCCGGAGUUUCACAAGAUGAAGCCGCAUAUGGAGAGAACUGAUUGUUUGAUUCGUUGUCACGGCGAGCACUGCAGUUAUUCGCAGUGUUGCUCGCGCGAGAACUUUCUGGAGGAGAAAGACGCGCAUGCGAUCAGCAGAAGAUACGAGAAAAAGGAGAUAAUACCGGCUUCGUCGACAAUCAAUCUGGAGAGAUUCACCGCCUACAAGGAAGAAAUCCCAGAGCAGUUUACGACGAGACUCGAGGUACCGACGCACGGUUCGUCGUGUGAUGAGAACACGUUCUGCUCGACUGACCAAGAAAAAAACCAAAGUACUCGAGACAUCGGUACUGAUGAUAGUUCCUGUGAGAUAAAUGAUAAUAGUACUGAUCGGACUCUUGCAAUCGUCGACAGCAAUCUGGGUCAUAACGUCGUAUCUUAAUUGUCUCUCGUUAAUUGUUAGGACAAAAUAGUUUCCUAUUGAGGCCGGAAACGGUUAAUGCAAGAUUCGACGUGAAGACUGUAAGCUAGUAUUAAGUAUUACGAUACCUGUACAUAUAUAUAAAUAGCGAAAUUCGUUCCAAUAGAGGAAUUAGAGUGAUUAACGACUGACGACUUUCCGAGAAAUAACGUGCACCGCUUAUUAGACAAGCGCGACAUUAACUUCGUGCAAGAGUUUACAAUCUCUCUGAUACAAUGGAACACUCUUCACAAAGGGAAAAUCGUAGAGAACUCUCCAAUCAAUAUAGAUAUUUUCUCAUUACGUUUUUCAGUGUAUUACGUGACUUCUUAUUAAUAGUCGUUUAUUUAUCAUUAAGUGAUUUCGCGACGCAUUAUUUUACUGUUUAAUUACUAUUCGUUAUGGUACAAACAAACGCUAUAUACCAGAAUUUUUAUGAGCGAUAUAGUUUCUUGCAAGGAUAAUCUCGUCAAGAAGAAACUGUCGUGUGAACGACUUCAGAGUCAUUUUCUCAGGUUCCGCAAUUUAAUGAGCGAUCUGCCAAAUAAACAUACAUCGUCUGACCGACAAACUUAACCAAAGCUCAGGAGAUAACACGUAUCACUUUUUACUGACGACAAUUUAGCGAUAAAAUUGGGGGCGUCAAAUCAACCUAUCGCACAGAUAGCACAUUGUUUAUAGCACCGUAUCUUGAGUCUGUUAGAAAAGAUAAUUGUUCAAAUAAUCGGAGAAUCAGUAAAUUCUGGACCUUAUGCAUGAUGUUACUUAGAAAUAUCACGGAGAAACGGAAACCGCGGCUUUGACAUAAUCUGCGUUUAUAUAUCACUCAGACUUAUUAUUACUAGGCAACUAUUACGAGGCGGAAAAAUCGAAACAGUUCUAACGCUUCUCGAUAAGGAAACAAUUAGUAAAACAUUAGCGCAUGAGAUAAACGUAACUAUGGCGUUUCAAUUAAAACUUGAGAAUCGCUAUUUAUUUAUUGACUUACAUUUUCAAUCGUUUUAUUAUUAACAUUCAAUUGAAAUGUAGUUUGAUAUAUUCUCUUCGUUACAGAAGAGAAUCACCUAUUGUCGCAAUAAAGUUAGAAGAGUUGCAAAGA